AUGCCGAGUGAUAAAGCAAAAGCUCCAAAGAAGGGUGGAGAGGAUCCUGGAAUCCCGCCAGCUCCUUGUGAAGGGGUAAUUAGCCAUGAGCCACAGAGACAACGGUCACUCAACGGGAGGACCACUGGUCCGACCCGGCGUUCGACCAAAGGAAAUUGGACACCCGAAGAGGAUGCUAUAUUGUCCCGCGCCGUUCAGACAUACCAAGGGAAAAACUGGAAAAAGAUAGCGGAAUGUUUUCCAGAGAGAACCGAUGUACAAUGUUUGCACAGGUGGCAAAAGGUUCUAAAUCCUGAAUUGGUUAAAGGGCCAUGGUCCAAAGAAGAAGACGAAAUCAUAGUUCAGAUGGUAAACAAAUAUGGGCCAAAGAAAUGGUCGGCCAUUGCUCAAGCUUUGCCUGGACGCAUAGGAAAACAAUGCCGGGAACGGUGGCACAAUCAUCUUAACCCAGCCAUAAACAAGGAGGCAUGGACACAAGAAGAGGAGAUUACUCUUAUUCAUGCUCAUCGGAUGUAUGGAAAUAAAUGGGCUGAACUGACGAAAUUUUUACCUGGAAGGACGGAUAAUGCAAUUAAAAAUCACUGGAACAGUUCAGUAAAGAAAAAGGUUGAUUCGUACAUAUCUUCUGGCUUACUUUCACAAGUCCCAUGCCCUCUGAUUGAAUAUCCUGCACAAUGCGACUCUUCAUCGGCUAUGGACCAACAAAACAACGGAGAUAGUGGUUGCAAUGCUCAGAACACUAGCAUGGCCUUGAGCUCUGAUUUACAAGUAAAUGUGGAUGCCAACAAGAGAGAAGCACAAGACUCUCACUCGUCCUUGUGUCAAGGGGCAUGCUACCCUUCCACAGAGGCUGUAGGAUCUGUUUUGCCUGAUGAGAACCACCAUAUUCCUUCAUCUUUUUCUCAAAGAAUGGACCUGCAAAUGGAUAUGGAUGAAGGAUCAGGAAAUUCUAUGUUUGCAGACGAUCAAACUCUUUGUAGCACAUCAAAUCAAGAAAAGUCUAUGGUGCCAUUUGUUGUUGCACAGGAAAUGCCUGUCUCUGUGCUAUCAAGUGUUUCUAGCGCUGAGCAGAAACUGCACUUAAUCUCUGAUGCUGAAAGUUUGAAAUCCGAACUUUGGAAAGAUGUUUCUUUGCAAACUCUUAUUUCAGGAUAUACAGUUGAUCCUGAUGCUUCUUCAAGAUUAAAUCACCCAGAUUCUUCUAAAAUGGACACCAAUUUUUUGACACAGGCCUACCCAUUACACACAUCAAUUCCGUCCAGUGUGAUGGAAACUGUGUAUGAACCGAUGCCGUUGGAGACAAUCUCUCCCUCUUUUAUAUGUUCAGAUGGUUUGUCUGUCGCACCCGAAAAUAGAUCUGAGCCAAGAGAAAUGCCAGACUGUGAAGCAGAGAUGGUCACAUGCUCGAACAAUUCUUUUGGUGAUGCCGAUCAAUCUGCUAAACCUGGCAGCAGUGAUGACAGGCCAGAGGCUUUCACAAUGACUGAGAGCAUUACAAACUGCGGGGGUCAACAGUCGACAGAUGCCGAAGAACCUGUGGCCACUACAGCAAAAGAACAGUUAUCGAAAGACAUUGAGACUGUUCCAGAUGAAAAGAAGGGUGAGGGAGCUCUAUUCUAUGAACCUCCUCGAUUCCCUGGUUUGGAUGUCCCAUUUAUCAGUUGUGAUCUUGUAACUUCUGCUGAUCUGCAAGAAUUUAGUCCCCUUGGGAUUAGGCAGUGGAUGCGGUCGACCAUGAAUGUCCCCACUCCUUUAAGAUUAUGGGGCUCUCCAACACAUGAUGAAAGCCCAGAUUUGCUAAAGAGUGCUGCUGAAAGCUUCCCAUGCACACCAUCAAUAAUGAAGAAAAGACUGAGAGGUCUAUUGUCCCCUACUCCAGAUAAAAGAAUUGAGAAGAAAUCUGGGAUUGCAAAGGGGGUGACAGAUAUCUCCUAUAUGAUCACGGCCACAUGUUCCAUGAAUGCAACCAAUGAUGGAGACAUUGUUACUGAAUCAGUUGUGUGUGCUGAGCAACCUUCUUUUAAACAUCUAGACAAGAAACUUGAGUUCUCUAAUAUUUACAAGGAAAACUCUGAUGGAGCAUCUGAACAGGACAAAGAUCCACAAAAUGCAGGGAACAAACGACUCGUGGAGGAGCAACGUUCCUCACCAAAUGUUGCAAAUCCUAACACAGUGCAAGACAAUAUACAACCUGUACGGAUUCUUGUUGAGCACAGCAGCAAUAACCUUAUUGCCGCUGAUCAUGGUGAAAGCCAUCUUUUAAUCAGUUCAGGCUUCAGUGUAUAUGAAACUAAGCUGUGGCAGGUUCUUUUUGUCAAUAUUUCUUCUGAAUUGCUGCUUUUGCUAGAUUGGCUGAUACCCCAGGUGGUGUCAAAAGAGGACUCGAAUCCCCAUCUGCAUGGAAGUCUCCUUGGUAUAUCGAUAUGCACAUGCACUUUCAGCCAUUGUCUCAUAAAUAGAUAA
Miscanthus lutarioriparius is the source of this 2463-nucleotide messenger RNA. NCBI's taxonomy places the organism in Eukaryota, Viridiplantae, Streptophyta, Magnoliopsida, Poales, Poaceae. The record is from the annotation of a GenBank genome assembly.